CGCCCCCUUCCCCGGGCUGCUCCGCCGCCGCAGCAGCGCUGGCUGGGAACUGGUCCGUCGGCGGCUCGUUCCCCCGCCGCCGCCGCGUCCCGACUCCCUCCCGCCUCCGCCAGCGGCGACCGGCUCCAGCGCCAUGAGACCGGGGUGAGCCUCUCCACCUGAGCUGCAUCUCUCUUAGGCUGCGCCAGCCGACUCAGGUGGGGGCGUUGGGGAUCCCUCUGGACCACCUGGAGGGGAACACACGGCUGCCAGGGCAAGAGGAUGAGCGGGCAGCGUGUGGAUGCCAAAGUUGUGAUGCUGGGCAAAGAGUACGUGGGCAAGACCAGCUUGGUGGAGCGAUACGUUCACAACCGCUUCCUUGUGGGACCUUACCAGAACACAAUAGGUGCUGCGUUUGUAGCCAAAGUGAUGCCAGUGGGAGGUCGGACCGUAACCUUGGGAAUCUGGGAUACAGCUGGCUCAGAGCGUUAUGAGGCCAUGAGCCGGAUAUACUACCGUGGGGCAAAAGCUGCCAUUGUAUGUUAUGAUCUUACUGAUAGCAGCAGUUUCCAGAGAGCAAAAUUCUGGGUGAAUGAGCUGCAGAACUUUGAGGAGAACUGCAGGAUCUAUUUGUGUGGCACCAAGUGUGAUUUGUUGGACGAGGACAGGAGAAGGCGAGGAAUUGACUUCUAUGAUGUGCAGGACUAUGCGGAUGAGAUCAAAGCCGAGCUGUUUGAAACCUCCAGUAAGACUGGACAGAAUGUGGAUGAGCUCUUCAUGAAGGUGGCUGAGGAUUAUGCGCAGCUUACUGCCUUUCAGGAGAUGACAGAGGAGAAAGGAGUUGAUCUGAGCCAAAAGAACACUACCACCUACUUUUAUAGCUGUUGCCAUCACUGAGUUCUUUCCUUGUUUUGCCAAAGCAGCAGUGCUCCCCUCCUGGGAUAGCAGUUCAUGCUGUCUUUGGAUAGUUCACACUCUUUCCCUGCUGUAUGGAAUGUCUUGCCCUUUCGGACCUGUGGAGCAUCACUUGCUGGCACUUCUCCUUGGAAUGGUGGGAGGGGGGAGAACGCGGCACACGCUGCAAGAUUUUCUGCUGCCUUGUUGACCAGAGACCUUGACUGCCUUGCGCUCCCAUCCCUUCCAGAGGCUGACUUAAAAUUCUUGACGCGCUUCAGGAAUUGCUUUUUCACAACUGGCUCUCCAACGCUGAAGACACCUUGUUCUGGCAGUGGUUGGUUCUGCUGUUUUGAUGGUGUUGCACCUGAUUUUUUGCUUUAUUAUUUAAAUGGCUUCUAAUAAGCUAUGUAUAUGUAAAUAAAAGUGCAUUGUGGUCCUGUGUUGUUGAGAAACACA
Molecule: messenger RNA, 1332 nt
Organism: Podarcis raffonei (Aeolian wall lizard)
Lineage: Eukaryota; Metazoa; Chordata; Lepidosauria; Squamata; Lacertidae
Gene: RAB24
Product: RAB24, member RAS oncogene family
Exons: 9
Coding region: 262-876 (204 amino acids)
Molecular function (GO): GTPase activity; GTP binding
Source: RefSeq, a predicted model, not a curated record